CACUACAAAAUUGAAAACACUGUUGUGAGUUAUUAAUCUGUUAGAUAGGUUAGAAUAAGACAAUUAAAGUUUUCAACUACGGUUGUCAUUGUUAAUUUAAAAUGUUAGAGAACCUUCCUUCUUUGUUUCGGCUUUCAAAACAGUUGAAUUGUACAAGCCUCAAAAUUUGCAACGUAUUUAAUGUCACACUUUUAAAUAGAACAAACAUUGUUUCAUCAGUAUUGGUACCUGCAAGGACAACCAUGGUGGUGAAGAGAAGGUACCCACCUGGUCUUUACAGAGAAGGCAACAGACCAAGAUUAAGUAGAAAAACUUUCUUUUAUGAAUUGGUAGAAGACACUGAUUAUAGACCAGAUCCCCUAGUCGAUGUUGUAUUGAAAACAAACGUUCCAGGUGUAGGAAAUGAUGGAGACAUUAUUAAUUUAAAAAGGACAACUGCUUAUUAUAAACUUAUUCUGCCAGGCUUGGCAGAUUAUACAACACCAGAAUCAUUGGAAUAUUCGAGUCAACUAAAGAAAGAUGUAUCUGUACAGGAAAAACAAGUAUCUCCAUCUGUUGAAUAUUGUAUGAAGUAUCUACAGUUGAGGUGCAUGUCAAUAGUGAUGAACAAGGAGACCGAGUGGACCAUUGAGCCAUGGCAUGUGCGGGCUAGUUUCCGCAAAGCUGGAGUCCAGAUAUUGUCAGAGAGCAGCAUAGAACUGCCCGCCAAGCCUAUAAGAGGCCCAAACCUCGACCUUGAAGGCAAGGAAUUCUAUGUCACAGUCACCAUCAACAAAAAACACAAAGUGAAGGUCCGUUGCUGUAUCCACCAUUGGAGCACUGCCAUGACUGACAGAUUGCCUUAUGUCCAGGACUACUGGUUAACUCCUCUAGAGAAGGUUUUCCCUGAAGACAACGUCAAAGAAACUGAACCUUCGACCACACAAUAAUGUAUAAGCCUUUUAGUAAUAAUAUUGUAUUAGUAAGA
Messenger RNA from Homalodisca vitripennis (glassy-winged sharpshooter), 967 nucleotides. It is a transcript of the gene mRpL9, whose product is annotated as 39S ribosomal protein L9, mitochondrial. Gene Ontology annotation, cellular component: mitochondrion; ribosome. NCBI's taxonomy places the organism in Eukaryota, Metazoa, Arthropoda, Insecta, Hemiptera, Cicadellidae. Gene Ontology annotation, molecular function: structural constituent of ribosome. Bases 102 to 929 code for a protein of 275 amino acids. The transcript has 5 exons. The record is from RefSeq and is a predicted model, not a curated record. Gene Ontology annotation, biological process: translation.